Molecule: messenger RNA, 3062 nt
Organism: Prionailurus viverrinus (fishing cat)
Lineage: Eukaryota; Metazoa; Chordata; Mammalia; Carnivora; Felidae
Gene: RRM2
Product: ribonucleotide reductase regulatory subunit M2
Exons: 10
Coding region: 155-1336 (393 amino acids)
Biological process (GO): deoxyribonucleotide biosynthetic process
Cellular component (GO): cytosol
Molecular function (GO): ribonucleoside-diphosphate reductase activity, thioredoxin disulfide as acceptor
Source: RefSeq, a predicted model, not a curated record
GUGCAUCCAAUGGGAAGGCGGCGUCUGGCCACGCCCACUGAGCGCGCAGCCCCGCCGGUGGGCUUUUAAAAGCCCGCGCGGCGGUGCGGGGGCUCCCAGGACCCGCGCGCCGCCUCGCCCGCCUCGUCCGCUCCCUGCCGCCGCCGCCGCCACCAUGCUCUCCGUCCGCGUCCCGCUCGCCACCAUCGUGGACCCGCAGCAGCCGCAGCAGCAGCUUCAGCUCUCGCCCUUGAAGGGGCUCAGCCUGGCGGACAAGGAGAACACGCCCCCGGCCCUCAGCGGGAGCCGCGUGCUGGCCAGCAAGACCGCCCGGAGGAUCUUCCAGGAGCCCGCCGAGCCGAAAACUAAGGUGCUUGUCCCCAGCGUGGAGGAUGAGCCACUGCUCCGAGAAAACCCUCGUCGCUUUGUCAUCUUUCCUAUCGAGUACCACGAUAUUUGGCAGAUGUAUAAGAAAGCGGAGGCUUCCUUCUGGACAGCCGAAGAGGUGGAUCUUUCCAAGGACAUUCAGCACUGGGAGUCCCUGAAGGCAGAGGAGAGAUAUUUUAUAUCGCAUGUUCUGGCUUUCUUUGCAGCGAGUGAUGGCAUAGUAAAUGAGAACUUGGUGGAGCGGUUCAGCCAAGAAGUUCAGAUUACUGAAGCCCGCUGUUUCUAUGGCUUCCAAAUUGCCAUGGAAAACAUCCAUUCUGAGAUGUAUAGUCUCCUCAUUGACACUUACAUUAAAGAUCCCAGAGAGAGGGAAUUUCUCUUCAACGCCAUCGAGACGAUGCCUUGUGUAAAGAAGAAGGCGGAUUGGGCCUUGCGUUGGAUUGGGGACAAAGAGUCUACCUACGGAGAGCGGGUUGUGGCCUUUGCUGCAGUGGAAGGAAUCUUCUUUUCUGGUUCUUUCGCGUCGAUAUUCUGGCUCAAGAAACGCGGCCUGAUGCCUGGCCUCACGUUUUCCAAUGAACUUAUUAGCAGAGAUGAGGGUCUACACUGUGACUUUGCCUGCCUGAUGUUCAAACACCUGGUCCACAAACCUUCAGAGCAGAGAGUGAAGGAAAUUAUUAUCAAUGCCGUUAGGAUAGAACAGGAAUUCCUCACGGAGGCCUUGCCAGUGAAACUAAUUGGGAUGAAUUGCACUUUAAUGAAGCAGUAUAUUGAAUUCGUGGCAGACAGACUUAUGCUGGAGCUAGGUUUUGGCAAGGUUUUCAGAGUAGAAAAUCCAUUUGACUUUAUGGAGAAUAUUUCACUGGAAGGGAAGACUAACUUCUUUGAGAAGAGAGUAGGCGAGUAUCAGAGGAUGGGAGUGAUGUCAAGUCCAACAGAGAAUUCUUUUACCUUGGAUGCUGACUUCUAAGUGAACGAAGAUGUGCUCUUAUGUUGCUGAUUCCUCCCCCUCCAACCCUUCUCAUCAAAAAAAAAAAAAAAAAAAAAAAUCAGCUACUUGAAGUGAAUCAACUAGCUACACUAUGAAUCACCAAUAGUGUUCAUGAAUAGUAUUGUUAAAACUGUGUAGCUACCUCGUACGCAAGCCUGUUGAUUAGUGAUGCUAGUUGUCUCCCCUAGAAAGAAGCAUGGAAAAAAGCUACUUGGGUUCUUAGGAAAGAGCUUGGCCGUGUUGGGCUUUUGCAAGCACCCUGGCUGUCCGUGACUUCAUGGCUCUUAGCAAUCAUGGCUCAAGGUGUGGGGACUCUCUGAGUCUGACCCGGCAGGAUUAAACAGUUGCUACAAGGCCCUUGGGAGGGGGUCAGCCUUGGUGCUUCAAAGCAGAUUUUAAAGUUUACUUACUGCUUUGUAUAUAAAAUUGGCACUUUACACACAAACCUAUUUUGUACUGUUGAGGUAAAGGCCUGAUUUGACCUAACUUGGUUUCUAGACCAAACGCAGAGCAUUCUGUUGACCACUAAUGGGAGCCAGUUCGGGAUUUACUAGGUGACCCACGUCUGCCAAACCUGUGCAAGUCAAGCGUGUUAUUUCUACUCUUUAUUCUCUUUAAUGACUUGAGGUGCUUUGUGAUCAGCUUUAAAGUCAGUCCUGCACAUACCCCUGGGUAUUAGCCAGUUGGUGUCCCAAAGAAGGCAGGUUGCGUUUUAUAUGAAUACAGGUCAGGUCCUGUAUGGUGGGAUCAGAGAGGACAGGAGCUUCCAACUUAAAUCAUCAAGGAUUAGAAGGUGAUGUGAGCGGGCUGCUGGUCACAUGGGGGUGCAGGAGGAGCAGUUUCUGUCUAUUUCUCAAACCGUGUUUCCCCCAACUUUGAGUUCUUGUGAAAGACCCUUAGGUCCUUAGCUAUAGGAUCGGAGGUAGCACCGUAUGUUGAGUCUUCAAACGAUCCUUGAACAAAAUGACCCACUUGAGGUCUUACUCCAGUUAAGUGGCCAAAACCAGGACUGAAAUUGGCUCCCUGAACAGUUGGGGCAUUUAUUCCGAUUUGCUUUCGUGUGUAAGUAGGUACCGUUGACUUCAUCCUUUUAUAUUUGCUACAUGCUUUUUAAAUUAGGAAAUGUCAUUUUGCGGUAUAUGCCCGAUGUAUCUGUGGUUCAUGUUUUGAAAUAAUUGCCCGGCACCGCGAUUCAUGAUCGAAGUGGAUAUUGUUCAGUGCACUUACUUUCACUUCAGUGCCUGCCUAAAUCUGAGCAUUGCCUUGUUGGAUUCCUGACCUUCAGGAGAAAACUAGAGUUGCGUGAGCUAUAAAUACAUGUUCUAUUCACAUAUUAAUUUUAGAAUGAAGUACAGAAUAAUAUACCUAAUAAGGCUAGUUUGAGGCAACCUGCCUUUGUUACCCCUGUCCCCCAAGCCCCCCCAAAAAAGGAGAAAACCAGCCAAGAUGCUACAUGGAACGUGAAGGAGGAUACGCACCAAUCCUUCGGCCACGUUUGUUACCCUGUUGUAUUGUGUUGGCUGAUCCCUGGCCCUGUUCCCUUGUCUGUUUCCUUCAUUUAUUGUAUAAAUUGUCAAAUAGUUGAUUUAAGCACUUCUGUAAGAGGGGCUUCCUGUCUUUUAAAUUAUUGUUACCUAAAGUCGAUCCAGAUCGUGUGGUUUUUACACUUGUGCAACACAGAAGUGAAUAAACGUUUUGCCCCGCG